Molecule: messenger RNA, 1043 nt
Organism: Abrus precatorius (Indian licorice)
Lineage: Eukaryota; Viridiplantae; Streptophyta; Magnoliopsida; Fabales; Fabaceae
Product: NDR1/HIN1-like protein 12
Exons: 1
Coding region: 77-802 (241 amino acids)
Cellular component (GO): plasma membrane
Source: RefSeq, a predicted model, not a curated record
AAGCAUUGUCGUUCUCUAGUUUUCUCCACAUCACUCCACUGUCUUCUUCUUGUUUAUCAACAUCCAGUUGUUCCUUAUGCAAGACCCUUCCAGACCCGCCACGGGCUACCCAGCCCAACCCUUCCACCACCCCAACGGCGGUCAACCACCGCCAUCCGUCGCCGCAUACCCUUACGCCGCUCCUCAGCCACAAUACUACUAUCCUCCUCCUCCGCGCUCCUCCUUCGCCUCUCGCUCCUUCUUCCGCGCCUUCUUCGCCACCAUGAUAUGCCUCGCCGUCAUCUUCGGCGUCAUCCUCAUCAUCACAUGGCUCGUCCUUCGCCCCUCUCUCCCCCACUUCACAAUCCACACCCUCUCCCUCACUAACCUCUCCACCACCGCCCAAUCCAUUUCCGCCACGUGGCACAUAUCUUUCCUCGUCCGUAACGGCAACAAGAAAAUGACCAUCACCUAUAACGCUCUCCGUUCCUCCGUUUUCUACCGCACUAACUACAUCGCCGAGUCCCAGCUCGCGCCUUUGAAACAGGACACUAAGUCUGAAACCACUCUCAACGCCACACUUUCUGCUGCCAGCGCGUACCUUGAACCGCGCGUAGUUGACGCCCUCAAUGGGGAAAGGUCGCGCGGUUCUGUUCUCUUCGACGUUCAGAUUGUGGCCCCCACUUCGUUUCGCUCCGGUUCGUGGAGGUUCAGGACUCGAGUUCUCAAGGUUCUGUGCCGGAAAGUUCCCGUCGGCGUUUCGUCGAAUGUUACUUCCGGCGAAUUGGUCGGCGGAGACAGGGAAUGCCAGGUGUGGACUUGAAUUAAAGAAUUCUGUUGCGGGUUCACCCGAAUUUGCUUCCGGGUGCCCGUUUUUUAAAACCCUAGGUUUGAAAAGGGAGGAAAUUGAUUUUAUAAAUCUAUCUAGUUAUUGAUGCUUUCAAUGGUUUUAUAUAUAUAUAUAUCUAUGCGAAUUGCUUUAGGUUUGAAUGGAAUUUUGUUAGUUAGUCUAUCACUGUAUAUAUAAUUUUUAUAGCUUAUUUUGUUUGCUUGCCUUUCGUUCU